Messenger RNA from Pocillopora verrucosa, 777 nucleotides. The record is from RefSeq and is a predicted model, not a curated record. NCBI's taxonomy places the organism in Eukaryota, Metazoa, Cnidaria, Anthozoa, Scleractinia, Pocilloporidae.
AUGCGACUUCCACCAAGAAUAGAAAAAUGGGUAAUGGGAAUGCAAGAUGUCGACUUUGAGCUAAUCUAUGAACCUGGAAAGGAUGAAGCCGAUCCACUUGACUUCCUGUCGAGACACCCUUUGCCAGAAACUGGAAAGGAUACCAUAGAGAAAGUGAUCAAGUACACGGUGACAGCCGAACAUGCUGUUGUUGUAGAUCACAUCAAGGAAGAAACUCUCAAAGACACCCAGCUUCAGAAACUUUCCAUCAGAAUACUCACUGGAGAUUGGGAACAACACAAGAAGGACCCAGACAUUGCACCAUUUUAUAGUGUACAGAAUGAGUUGUACGUAGUCAAUGACCUAAUCUUCAGGAUGAAUCAGAUCAUUGUCCCAACAAGCCUACAGAGAAAGGUCAUCAAGGCAGCACAUCACCUGGGACACCUAGGAAUGACAAAAACAAAGCAGAUGUUAAGAGCAAAGUAUUGGUUUCCAACCAUGAACAAUAUGGUAGAGCAGAUCAUCGGUCAAUGUUACGAAUGUCAGGUAACCACGAAGCAGCACAGACAGGAACCCAUCAAAGUCACAGACAUACCAAAGAAACCCUGGGAUGUCAUAUCUGUAGACUUCAGCGGACCCUAUCCUGACGGUCAUUAUAACCUAGUGGCCAUUGACAAGAGAACAAGAUACCCUGAAGUCAUGAAGACUCACGCGACAGCAUUCCAGCUGACAAUGGAAAAGCUCAAAACCAUAGGGAUUCCACCAUCACCGAGUUACCCCAGAACACGCACGUGCUAA